AGCUGGUGGCUGGUAGCUUAGCAGCCGCCGCAGUUUCAGUUUCAGUUCGCGUUCAGUUCUUCGUCGUUCGCGCUGUAUGAAUGUUGUUGCCUUCUGCGGUCGAGCGGGAUUUUCGUUUUCGGUCAGGAAUCGAGUCCAAUCGGAACGGAUCGGAUCGCGGUGAAUAAAAACACGUUUCGCCUAGGCACAAGAUACACUUUUGCGUAUUCCUGCAGUGCCUCGCUUACCAUCUGGUAAUGGUAUUUCGGUUCUGUUGCUCUCACUCCCGUCGAAUCGUCGAAUAGUCGAAUUGUGGCGCAUUUAAAUAGCUGGCGUUGUUUGUUUGUUUGCUGGCUGCCGCGACCAUAACACAGAAUACAACAAAGAAGCCAAAGGCACGAGCACGAGUAUCUCGCAGUCUCAGUAUCUUCUGAAAGCGCUCCGCAAAGUAUCUAAUGUGCGCGGGAGCGGUACAGUGAAUACGGUCUCUUCUGGCAGCGGCCAAAAAAUAUAUAAUGCUAAUAAACCAAAAACACGUUUUAUGCCAUUUGUGUUUUGCUCUUCUCGGAAAUAGGCCCCAUCUUAAUAGAAAUCCAAAGAGCUGAAAGCUGAGUGGUACAAUCAACAUAUAACGUGUACUUCCAAUGCAGAUGCCAAUCCCCAGCGUAUUCAAUUAAAAAGCAGCAUUCAAGAUCCGCAAAUACGUAUCACAAAAUAUAAAGCAUAAAUCAACUGGAGCCAAAUGCUGAUGCCAUAUGCCAAUAGCGAUUGAAGCCAGAACUAAACGCAUUCUCAACUAAAAACACACACAAACUAGCGCCAUGAACGAGCUGCAGGCCUCCAGUGUCCCGCUGGUGGACAAGUGCUCCUCCCACGCCGUCAUCCUGCCGGCGGCCAAGAGUCCCAACAAAGUCUCCGAUUCGGCGGCCACCACGGCACCCAAUGCCGUUCUCUACACGAGCGGGAACAUGUCCCUAUCAACGCUCUCCACAGGCAGCGGCAACCCAAAUCCGAAUCCAAAUCCGAAUCCGAGUCCCAAUCCCAGACAGGAGCCAGUGCCACUGCUCAGCCAACUGAAGCUGACCAACGACCUGAAGCAGAACAGUCACGGGUCCCAGAACAACUUGUGCAAUGGCGGCUUGGGCAGCAACAACCAUGCUUUGGCCCCCAAGGUGGCCAACAACAGCGGUGGAAGUCCGAAUGGCCAGAAGAAGGGUACCAUCGCCUUGUCCCAUCUGCCCCAACGGCCGCCGGUGGACAUCGAGUUCUGUGAUAUAUCCUACUCAGUUACCGAUAGCCAUCGGCGCGGAUUCAAGACCAUCCUGAAGAGCGUCUCGGGCAAGUUCCGGAAUGGAGAGAUCACAGCUAUCAUGGGACCCUCAGGAGCCGGAAAAAGCACACUAAUGAACAUCCUGGCGGGCUACAAAACUGCCCAACUCAGCGGCUCCGUACUGAUCAACAGCAAGGAGCGGAAUCUGCGGCGCUUCCGCAAGCUCUCCUGCUACAUCAUGCAGGACGAUGUGCUGAUCGCCAAUCUGACCGUUCGCGAGGCCAUGAUGGUGGCCGCCAACCUGAAGCUGGGAAAGAACAUGAUCAGCUACGCCAAGGUGGUGGUGGUCGAGGAGAUCCUCGAGACGAUUGGCCUGAAGGAGUCGGUGAACACGCUGACCUGCAAUCUAUCUGGUGGCCAAAGGAAGCGACUGUCCAUUGCCCUCGAACUGGUCAACAAUCCACCAGUGAUGUUCUUCGACGAACCCACCUCCGGACUGGACAGCUCCACCUGCUUCCAGCUCAUAUCGCUGCUGAGAUCGUUGGCCAGAGGAGGCCGCACCAUAGUGUGUACAAUCCAUCAGCCGUCGGCGCGUCUCUUCGAGAAGUUCGAUCAUCUGUAUCUGCUGGCCCAGGGCCAGUGCGUUUACGAGGGUAGAGUGAAGGGACUGGUGCCGUACCUAUCAUCACUGGGCUACGAAUGCCCCUCAUAUCACAAUCCUGCUGACUAUGUCCUGGAGGUGGCGUCCGGGGAGUACGGAGACGCUGUUCCCAAGCUGGUGGAUGCGGUGAAGAGUGGAGCUUGCAAGAAGUACGCGCACAAGGAUUAUGUACUGACGCUGGCCCAAAAGGGCUGCAACAAUGACAUUAUCAAGGGCAGUGGCAGCGGAGCGGAUAACGCGAUGGCCAUCUUGACCCUGGAGGAUGAGAAGCCGCCGUUGGAGGACAGGCAACUGGAGCCCUCUAUUCCCGUCGAGGAUCCUGCGGAGCUGAAACCACCGAAGCUGGAGACGCAGCAGUCCCAAAACUCCGACUGCAGCGUGGUCAAUAUGCCGACCAAUGCCGUGGACGACAGUUGCAGCUUUAGCUCCUCGAAGGGCACCCAAAAUGCUGUGGGUGGUUCGGGAUCGGGAGGACCCAGUGCCGUCGUGGGCUGCAUGACCUCGCUGCUGGAUUCGCACGAGAGCGUGGUCACACUGCCCAACAAGACGGGAUUCCCCACCAGCGGCUGGACACAGUUCUGGAUCCUGCUCAAACGCUCAUUCCGCACCAUCCUGCGCGACAAAAUGCUGACCCACAUGCGACUCUUCUCCCACGUGAUCGUUGGAGCCAUCAUCGGGAUGAUCUACUACGAUGUGGGCAACGAGGCCAGCAAGAUCAUGAGCAACGCGGGAUGCAUCUUCUUCGUCUCCCUGUUCACCACCUUCACGGCCAUGAUGCCUACCAUUCUGACCUUUCCCACCGAAAUGUCAGUGUUCGUGAGGGAGCAUCUCAACUACUGGUACUCCCUGAAGGCGUUCUACUUUGCCAAGACCAUAGCGGACAUGCCAUUUCAGAUCGUCUUCUCCAGCGUCUAUGUCCUGGUGGUGUACUACCUAACCUCACAGCCAAUGGAAUUGGAGCGGGUCUCGAUGUUCGUGCUGAUCUGCGUGCUGAACUCUCUGGUGGCACAGUCGCUGGGACUGCUGAUCGGGGCGGGGAUGAACAUCGAGACGGGCGUAUUCCUCGGCCCCGUGACGACCAUACCCACGAUAUUGUUCUCCGGGUUCUUUGUGAACUUUGACACCAUUCCGGGCUACCUGCAGUGGGUGACCUACGUCAGUUAUGUGCGCUAUGGCUUCGAAGGUGCCAUGGUAGCCAUCUAUGGAAUGGAUCGGGCCAAGAUGCAGUGCAAUCAAAUGUACUGCCACUACCGAGUGCCCAAGAAGUUUCUGGAGGAGAUGUCCAUGGAUAACGCUCUGUUUUGGGUGGACGCCGUCGCCCUGAUCGGAAUCUUCUUUGCCCUGCGCAUCAUCGCCUACUUCGUGCUGCGAUGGAAACUGCACAUGAUUCGCUAAGCGGACAGCUUGUGGGAUUUGUUCAUAGUCUAGGGAUAUCAUUAUUACCAUACGUUAGAGAUCACCUGUACAUAGAAAGGGGUUUGGGGCCUAGUGCGAGGGGAGGUUGGGAUCCCAGGAAAGCUGGAUUGUAGCUAGAUGUAGCUUUACCGCAUUCUUAAACUUCUCCCGUCGCGCUUUGUACGUUUAUACAGACAGACAGACAUACACACGCAUCGCAUCGGCAUCCAGAAGACGAUUCUAAAUAUAUACCCAUGGAUAUAUAUACACCCGUACAGUAGCUGUUCUGCAUACCACAAAAAAAUGGAAUUUACAUAGAACUAUAUAUAGAUAUUAACUAGGAGUACCCACGUAGAGCCCCACUUCAACACACACUUUUAUCGAGGUACAUAUAAUUCUUGUGACCAAGCAGAAAAGAGUCUGAACUUAAGUAGGUUGAAAACAUAACAAAUUGUAGACAAGAUCCUUUAGAGCGGAAACCGAAUCGGUGCAGAGUUUAGGACACGACUUUCUCCCAACGUUCUUCACUCCGUCCCUAAGUCAAAAACACCACCUCCCUAUACUCUUCUUUUGGCAAUCGAUUUCGAAACCAGAAAGGACGCAGCGUGCAAUCAAACGGAAGUUAGGGCGAGCGUGGAAAGCGGAAACGGAAACAGAAAUCAUUCCCUUGUGAUAGAAAGCGGUGCAGUCCGGGCUGGGGAAUCCACAUCCCGGACGGGAAAGGUAGAACCAAAAAAAUCGGAGAAGGGAACCUGGCCAACUGGUGAUAUAAAGCAAUUACUAUUUUUACGGUGGGAUGCAAUCGGAUUUGUGUUAGCUGCGCGUAUUUGUGAUUAUUACAUUUUAAUUUAGUACAUGUUUAGUUUAAUUUUAUACGUCUACAUUUGUCAUGCCAAAAUAAAUGCAAUUUUCAUUUAAACAGCAAGCUCUCCUUCCUUCGGAAGCCCCUCCCAAAGUAAAUUAUUUAGUAUUAGUCUUUGAUCUAAAACACAUUGGAGUGAUACACAAACCAAGUUUAACUACAGAAAUCGGUGGCAACAUAUUCAGGCUCCUUUCAAAAGGACGGUAUAGCAUUGUAAUUAUUUAUUAAGCAAUCUGUUGAAGACGCCCCUGGAAAUAUUCGUUUGAGUAUGGUGUGUUGUAUAUUUCGGUAGUUCGUAGCCCAUGUUACACUGUACAUUAACGUUAAAGAAUGGCCAUUGCUGUACACAAAACCCAUAUUAAUUACUGUCAAAAUCUGGUAGAGUAUUUUUAAUAAAGAACCCAAAACAUCAUCGAUACCUUAAGAAGCUAA
Molecule: messenger RNA, 4599 nt
Organism: Drosophila simulans
Lineage: Eukaryota; Metazoa; Arthropoda; Insecta; Diptera; Drosophilidae
Gene: Atet
Product: ATP-binding cassette sub-family G member 4
Exons: 7
Coding region: 801-3305 (834 amino acids)
Cellular component (GO): plasma membrane
Molecular function (GO): ABC-type transporter activity; ATP binding; ATP hydrolysis activity
Source: RefSeq, a predicted model, not a curated record